This is a messenger RNA of Cajanus cajan (pigeon pea), 882 nucleotides long. The record is from RefSeq and is a predicted model, not a curated record. Lineage: Eukaryota; Viridiplantae; Streptophyta; Magnoliopsida; Fabales; Fabaceae.
UUUGCUUCUUUCCCACUGUGCUUCUCUCAAUACCAAAAUCAAACUUCUCUCUUUUUAUCGAACAAGAACAACUUGUUUUGGUUUCCUUCUAUUUGCUGCAAUGGGAACCUCUCUUCUUCGCUCCCACGAUUGUCUUCAUGGCCACAACGCAAUGCCCCUCUAUUCAUCUUCCAUUAGAUCACAAAGAAACCCUAACCCUAACCCUAAUCCCAAUCCUUCUCACACUCGCCGGCGGAAGCUCUACGACGGCGAUCGCUCCGGCAUGGUGGUGAAGGGCCCCGGCGCGAACCUCGUCAUGGGCCAAGUCAAGAUCCUGAAGAGAGGCGAGAAGUUAAGCCCCGACGACGCCCGCACCGCUUCCGACGAAGGUUUCGAUUUGGUCUUGGGAUCCACCAACCGCUUGGGGCCGGAUCCGAGUUCCGUUCCGGUCCCCGGAUUCCUCGCUCUGAGGCGGUGAUGAUGCGUUGCUUUUGGUUGAUUCUGUUCGGAUUUCGGCGAUCGUCGCACGCACUUGAGGCGUCACGUGAGGACUCAGGAGUGGUUGUUUGUUGGGAACUUUCUUGAUCGUUUGAUUCAAUCGCGUGGUAACUCGGAGCUUUCCUUUGGCCGUUGGUGCGAGCGAAUGGGGAAAAAAAUUCAAGGCGAAAGGGCGAGGCUUGUAGCGAUCAGGGUUUAACUUUUGGUGCCGUGAGGGAGGGUUUAGGUCACUGUUGAAGACAAGAAUAUGCUAUCCUCUUAUACAUUGUUAGUGUUGUUUUAGUAUUUGAAUUAACGCUUGUGUGUGUGUGUUUACUGCGUUGGGUAUUGCUUAUUGGAUGCGUUUGUGGUGUAGUUGUGAAACUUAAUGCAAUAAAAUUUAUAGUGCUGUACAUUAUUGUGUGA